Molecule: messenger RNA, 2033 nt
Organism: Osmia lignaria (orchard mason bee)
Lineage: Eukaryota; Metazoa; Arthropoda; Insecta; Hymenoptera; Megachilidae
Biological process (GO): negative regulation of protein kinase activity
Molecular function (GO): cAMP-dependent protein kinase inhibitor activity
Source: RefSeq, a predicted model, not a curated record
UCCAGUCUUCUUUGAUUUGUAGUCACUGUUUUUGACAUCAAACGCAUCUCCGAAUUAUCGCACGUUAUUUACAUAUGUUUGGAGUACGGACUCGUAAAUUGAAUCGUAUGAGUACGGGUUGACUGAUAGUGGGGAAUCAGAUGAUCUAAUAGUGAAGCUUGUAUAACUGCCGGUGAAGAAAUUCCUGGUCAUGCCUACUGUAGACUAUUUAAAAAUGCGCUGAAAAAAUGCUAACGUCAAAACGAUCGGGAUCAGUCAGUCCCGAGGAGGUUGACAAUGGAUCUGAUACAAGGGUUUCUGCCGCCGACGGAAAUGGUUCAGUAACGUCAAACGCGUGUCGAAACGAUUCUUUACCAGAGGAAUUUUUGUCAAGCAGAAGAAUUGGACGAAGAAAUGCUUUAACUUAUGCCGAAAGUGGAAUGGUAGAUCUACCAGACCGCUUCGAGGAGCUUUCUGUGGAAACAGAUGAGCCUAGUACUGAGGGACGAAAUUCAAGCACACCGGGUACAUCGAAACAGCAACAUUGAUCUAAUUUGAGGAUUCUUUAGAAAAUUCCUUUAUCUCAACAUCGACAAUGCACGAUGUAGUAGGGAAAAGACCAGGGAAAAGACAGUAUUACUUUAAGAUCGUACUGAAUGCCUCAGUAAGAGUUGUUAACAUGUCAUUCUGUCACUUGAGAUUAUACUUUCACGCCUAAUUAUUUAAGUAAUUAUAUGUUAAUAUAUAUACAAUCUCAUUAUAUUUUAAAGGUUAGGUACAUAUGAGGGGGUUAAAGUCAUCCAACUCUGAUUUUAAGAAACAAGAAUCUAUUAAUUACAUUUCGCAGCAAUGUUCUCCCUCAACUGCGCGGACGCGUCUGCGCGCAGGUACUCCCCCGCCACAGAAUCUAUAUACUCGUCAUUCAAAAUUGCGUGGAUGCGCAUGCGUGGAAGGGUUCCUGCGCAUACAGAAUUUAUAUGCGCGUCAUUCAAAAUUGCGUGGACGCGCAUGCGUGGAAGUGUUCCUGCGCAUACAGAAUUUAUAUGCGCGUCAUUCAAAAUUGCGUGGACGCGCAUACGUGGAAGUGUUCCUGCGCAUACAGAAUUUAUAUGCGCGUUAUUCAAAAUUCUGCGCUUAAUUUCGGCUUGUGACAUUUUUUUUUUAAACAGAAUUUGUCCCAGAUUUUUGGAGCAUCCUCUAUACUUCUAUGUUAACUAACUGUUUAAACAUGCAUAAGUAAUACUACAAUGGUACAAAUAAAACGGGCUAUUUAAUAUUAAACAUUUUCCUACCAGAUAAUAAAAUACAUUUAUCUGUGUUCCUGCAAAUCCAAGAACCGUUAAGGAUGUCAGAAAAUUGUGAAAAGAACUUAAUAAUUUGUUUUUGUUUUUGUUCUUCUUUUUUUAACUGCUCUUAACAUAAAGCAAGAUAAAGACAAAAAUUAAAAUACGUAUAUAGCUUUCAUAUUAUUCAAAAUACGAGAACGUUGUUUGUGUGAAAGAUAAAUGGACUUCUAAAUCGGUUGUGAAAUCUUGCACACAUUUAUAUGAACAAUAUUCUCGUAUUUUUUGUAUUUUGAAAAAUCGUUGUGGGUAUAAUGUCAAUCUAAUGUAUAUGUACAAUUAUGGCGAAUGUAUUAGUUAAAAUUAUACAGGACCAUUAUUAUUAAGCUAAAUAUAUUGCAAUUAUGGUGUGAUAGUCCUACACUGUGAUUCAAAAUAAUUUUAGUUAACUAUAUUAUGUACAAAAAUGAUACGUAAUUAGAUUUAAAAACCUAUGUUACUUUUAGAAGAUUUUUUUAUUAUAUUUAAUUUGUUUUUGCUACUCUAGCAAGAAUGUGAUAAUCUUUAUAGAGAUGAUGAUAAUAAAUUAUUCAUUAUUUUAUAAAUUUUAAAAGAGAAGAAUGUAGUAAAAUAAUAAUCAGUGACUUUUAAGAAAAAUGAACUGCGUUUGUCAGGGUAAAAUGCAAUACGUUCAAAAGAACUAAUAAAUAAUUUAUAAUACUAAAAAGAAAAAUAUACAACGUUUUGUCAUCCUUAACAACUGAUAUUAAA